Molecule: messenger RNA, 5013 nt
Organism: Rhipicephalus sanguineus (brown dog tick)
Lineage: Eukaryota; Metazoa; Arthropoda; Arachnida; Ixodida; Ixodidae
Gene: l(3)80Fg
Product: dnaJ homolog subfamily C member 16
Exons: 13
Coding region: 88-2442 (784 amino acids)
Source: RefSeq, a predicted model, not a curated record
UCGGCUCAUGUGUUGUGGCUAGAUGGCGCGUCGGGAAUUCUCGAGGGCAGCAGCACCCCUUGAGUGGCUCUCCGCUGUCUCACAGUAAUGCUGCUUUUUUACGCGCUACUCUGCUUAAUUACGUGUAGUUGUGUUUCUUGUGCACUCGUGAACCCAUACGAAACGCUUGGUGUGUCCCGUACAGCCAGCGCUGCAGAUAUCAAACGUGCAUACAAGCGGCUGGCAAGAGAAUGGCAUCCUGACAAAAACAAAGACCCAGUGGCAUCUGAGAAGUUCAUAGAGAUCACCAAAGCUUACGAGCUGCUGACUGAUCCUGAAAGGAAAGAAAAUUUUGACAAGUAUGGCCAAACGGAAGACACGCCAAACUUCCGAAGGCAACCCGACUACAGUCAAUUCAACAGAUUUGACUUUGAUCCUUUUGAAUCUACAGUGUUUUCUAAGGGAAACAUGAAGUUUAAAUUUAGUUUUAACCAAGGUUCUGUUUUCCACAAAGCUACCAUCACACUCAAGGCUUAUGAAAAUAGGGUGGUCCCCGACAGUAACUACAAGCCAUACUUGAUUCUCUUUUAUGGAGACCUUUGCUUUCCAUGUCUUCAUGUAGAGCCAAUAUGGCAGAGAAUAGUCCAGGAAAUGGAGCCUUUAGGUGUAGGUUUUGCUACUAUUCACGCUCAACACGAAUCUGGUUUAGCACAUAAACUGGGUGUUGGCAGCCUGCCGUACCUGAUGGGCUUGGUGGAAGGGCGAGCCAUUCACUAUCGCCAGGACCAACUGAGCCUCGUGAAUGCAAUCGAUUUCUGCCGCCGUCUCUUUCCUCGAGAUACUGUGACUGUGCUGGAGGACAUGUCAUCCUUCGAUGACUUCCUUUCAGGCUGGUCUGAUAACCGAGUGCGUGCAGUCGUAUUCAGCCCAUCGGCAUCUGUGCGGCUGCGCUACCUACUGGCAGCAUUCCAGUUUCGAGAGCGGGUUCGCUUUGGUUAUGUUCGACUGGGGCAACCUGAGACGGAGCCUCUGCGCAGACGUCACGCUGGUGUAGGACUGCGCCAAGAGUCCCUGCUGAUCUUCAAUGAGCACACCAGUGCCCCUGUGGCGCUCCUUAGCAUGGCAGAGCUGGAUCCACAGUCUCUAAGAGAUGUGCUCAAGGCAAACAGGUUUCUGAUCUUGCCACGAGUCUCGUCACAGGUUCUUUUUGAUGAGCUCUGCCCACCUGAAGCCAUUCGCACACGUCGUCGCCUCUGUGUAGUGCUCAUUACGGGCAACACAGCUUUGCAUGAUCCGAACCGAGCGCAAUUGAGAGACUACAUUCAACAGAAGGGUUUUCCUGUGGAGCGUGUCAGGUUUAUGUUUGUGUACAAGGAAAAACAGAAGGAGUUUGUGAACACCCUGAGCUCAGGUGAGGAUUCGCCUGAAGACCCUAUCCUUCACAUGGUAAUAUUGUGGAGGAAAGACCACAACUUAGUCCAGUAUCAAUGGAUUGAGGCACCAUGGCUUGAUGAGCCCCAGAAGCUGAACGAGAGCAAACAGGAGCUGGAGAAUGCGCUGUCAAGGCUGCUGCAUUCGUCCGAGGCCCUCCCGCACGAUGCCCGUCUGGGCGUGCUCGUGGACGAGCACGCCCGGGGCCUGCUGGGUCGUAUUCUGCGCCGCCUUGUGCUCAUGGGGGAUGCACUGCGGGACCACCUGACACGCUACGAAGUCCUGCCCGCCCUCUCCGUGGCGCUCUCCUUUGGCUUCAUUGUGCUCGUCGGCUACUUCAUGUCCUACUUAGUGCAAAUGGAAGAAAAAAGUAUCCAGGAGCGCUACAGACGAGAAGGAAGGGUGCCUCCCUCAGCAGCGAAACCCAAGCCCGAGUGCAAGCUGACAAUUCAUGAGCUCAGAGGAGAAACCUACAAUGGGCUUGUAAGACUUUUGAAGCCGGGCUGCCGGACUGUUGUCUUACUGGUUGACCAAGAAUCCAAGCCCAAGCUGCUGCCACAGUUCUUUCGUGCUGUGUUUCCAUACCGCAAAAACAAGACUCUCAUGUUCGCCAUGCUCCUGCUGGAGAAGAAUUUGGAGUGGUAUCGCAAAAUCCUCGCUCAGACACUGGCCGUUCGACGGCCACUCAACAUCAACCCUAAGAACUGCAUUGGUACUGUGUUAUCCCUCAAUGGGCACCGCAAGUACUUCUGCGUCUACCACGCCAAGCACCUAGAGCCAGCAGUGAUCAAGAAGAAGAAAGAGAGUGCUGGAGACUUUGUCGGAUUGGAAGACUCGAGCAGCGGCUCCGAAACGAGUGACGUGGAAUCGGGACGGCUACUCGCACGGUCUGAAGAGACCGACUCGGACAUGUAUGGCAGCAUUCUUUUCGAGGAGCACCUGCUGGAUGGACUGCCUAACUGGCUCGACAGGUUGUUUGAAGGCACCACAAAGCGUUACUACAUCCAGUACUGGCCGGAGUGCAUGAAGUAGCCAGCCUUCUCCCUCAACCCACAAGCAGCAGUACCUGCACUUUUAUUCUUGUAAGGUUGUCCAUUUGUGCCAUGCUUGCAUAGCCCUUUUCUCUCUUUCCCACAUGCAAAUACGGCUAACCUGUAGAUAGCGAUGCGCAUUUUAAGCUGCAAACCACAGUACCAUAUGUGGCUUGUAAGUUUCUUUACCCGACACCCUUAAAGCUGAACAGCAAAAUUUAUUUCCGCCACAUCGAAAAGUGCGACUGCAUCAGCUGCAUAAAGAGCAGCACAAUUUAGUGUUCCUGGUGUGCUCUUUUUCUCCCUCCCUGUUUGACUAAAGAGCAGCCUUGCUCUUUUGGUGAGCAUUUCUGGCUGCUUUCAUGUGCAAGCAUGAUGUAAAGACCAGAGUAUAGUGCUCAUUCAGUGUGUUGUUGUACAUGCGAGUAAGUGCUGCUCAAGCAUGUUACAUGGAAGGAACUGCGUGCGCCAGGUGAAAUAUGAAAUGUUCCCUACCAGGCAUAACACACUGCAGAAAGUUUGGGUGUGCACUCUUUUGCUAAGUUAGCUAAACAUGUGUAUGGUUGCACAAUUCCCAAGCUGGUUUUGAGACAGCAUUCUGUAGCUGUUCACUGAGGCAUUUAAAUCUUAAAAAUGGUUGCAUACUGUAAAAGAGAAUUGAAAAAAGUACUAUGUGCAGUUGUCUGUGCUGCCUGUACAUAGCCUAAAACUUGUGGCCAGGCAAUUAAUCUUGCACAUAAAUUAUAAUGAGUUUUUACCUAAUGAUUGGAAAAUGGACUCCCUAAAGGUGAUGUUUGUGGUAUUCCAUGUGCUCGGAUUGCAUAGCCCAUUGGCUGUUCAUAGGGAGGCAGGAAAAGCAUUGCUCGUCUUUUGGUACAUGGUUUGUAGCUUGUUGUGCCCUCUGUUUGGACACUGCAUCUAUUCACUGUUUUUUGUGCCUAACUAAUCAUUGUUUGCCAAUGAGGCAUGCCUGCGUGUGUCAGGUUACAUUAUUCAGACUAAUCUGGUGGUUUGUGCAGGCAGUACUUGGAGCAACAUUUAGCAGUCUGUUGCCGGUAGCAUUUUGUGUCAUUUGUCUGACUGUCCCGGUUUGCUUUGUGUUGACUUGUUUUGUGUGGACAAUUUUCUAGCUGUCUUCGAAUAGGAUGCUUACUGUACUGGAACUAAUGUUUCGGGACAAGUGUAGAAACUUAAGUACAAAGCAAGGGUUUUGUUAUGUUGAGGUCAUUACAUGAUAUUGUGAAGUUUACACAUCUUGUGAUGUGCAGUAGUACCAGCUACCGUGAUUGUUAUCAUACAUUCAUCGAUCGGACUUACCAUGAUAAGUUAGUCACUGCUUACUGCGCAGGUUUGGUUGUUUCUUGUCUAGGAAUUUGUGCCUUUGCUAAGCGUUGUGCUAUUUAGUUUGCUUGUGUGGGAAGCACCCAUGGGCUGCGAAUAGGAGUGCCCGUGAAGAAAAUACUCAAGUUGUUGCAAGUGCUGUCUGCACAGAUUUUUGUUGCUGGUCAGUUAGCUGGUAGUUGUUGAUGCAUGUGCCCGGAAGUGCAGUAUCUUUUACUUAAUUUUCAAGUUGUGAUAAUCAGACAUCGUGAGUGUUUUUCUAAACUGCACUGCAUGACGGUGUCUGCCGAUCUGAGCGCAUUCAUACCUCACUUCACUGAGAGAUUCACCGUUCAUCGUGACCCACCCUACGCUGGCCAAGUCACCACUUCUGCACCCAGCCAUGAAGUCAUCGCACAGUGUUUUGCUGCGUCUGUGAUUGCUAGUCAUGAGGCUGCUCCAAGCACCUACUCCUCGGCCAGUGUGACUGUUACGUAUCUGCUGCCUAAGGAUCACAAUUAUUAAUGUGCGUGUGUGUGAAUGUGUGUCUGAUACCUUUGCACUGCAGAUAUCUUGCAGACUCUGCCCAUAGUGUGGUGGUGUAUUUCUUUUCCUUUUCCAUUUUUUUUUGCUUGGAGGAAGAGUGUUCUACCUGAACGUUCACAGCUGUGACAUUCAUUUUUCCUCAGGUUAUAAACUUAUCAUGUUGUUUCAGUGGCAUUAUUUAUAUUGUUGAUUGAUGCACACCAAAGAUGUGUGAAAUUUUGGGCAUGCUGUUGUUGACUUAAAGAGACUGAGCAUGCUCUGGUGUGCCGCAUUUUAGCUGCAAGACUUGCAAGAAAGCCAGGAAUACUACUUGUUCUUGUGUUUGUGCAAAGGGCUAAACUCACUGCUGUGGUAGGUUAACUGUGCAACUGAUAUGCCUUACGUGGAAACGCCUAAUAUUCAGAAUUACGAAGGCAGCUGAAUGCUUGUGUUUGCUUUGUGCAUAUGUAAGUAUACUGCAUUUUGGCACUGUAAGUGAACAGCAAGAUGUCCCACAGUUAUGCAGGCUCACCCAAGUCUCUGUGGAACUUCCAGUGUACCACUGCCUUCCACAUGUUUCAUCACUGCUUGUUAACAUAUGAAAGUCCUGUGUCAGCUAUCCAUGGAGAAAACCAAGCAGCAUUUUUAUUUAGAAAGGAAUGUUUUAUGUUGAACUUAAAUGUAAAAUUGAAAUGUUUCUGGUAGAAAUAAAACAGUUGACACUGUA